AUGAGGAUCUCCCGGCGAAUCUCAGUACCCGUCGCUCUUGGUGUGGGCGCAGCAGCGAUAUAUUACGGCUACGAGCAGAGGACGCAAUCGACCGCAGCACCAGAUGUUUCGCCGCUUUCGAGUGCUGUGACCGGCAGCCAGAGCUAUUCGACGUCCGCAGCGCCAGCACAUAGGUCUUCUCCGGCCUCCGUUGGAACUCCCUUGGAGCCGGAGGCUGUACCAGAAGCUGUGAGGAAGGCCCUUAUUGUGGAACAAGGCCAGCUUUUCACGGCCCAAAUACCUGCAGACCAGCCGAUCAGCAAGGAGACUGAUUACUCGGGACGAAAAGUGCUGGAGAUGCUCACACCGGAGCAGGCAAGCGCUAAGCUCAGGACGAAUGAGGAGAGUUACUUGGUCGGAAGAGGCGAGGGCGUCGUACGAUAUGAUGUGGUCCAAAUUCCAAGCAACGAUCCCAUCGAGGAUGACCACGUGGAGAAGAUUGUCGAGGUGCCGAACACCACCGCCGCUUCAGACGAGGGAAAGACGCGGUCGGACUGGAUGUUCUGGGGCGUAUUCGACGGCCACUCCGGCUGGACGACCUCCGCAAAGUUGAGGCAGACUCUCGUUUCGUACGUCGCGCGGGAGCUCAAUGCGACAUACAAAUCGGCCCUGCAAGAUCCGAAGCAGACGUUCCCAUCGCCGGACUCGGUGGAUGCCGCGAUCAAGAAGGGCUUCGUCAAGCUAGACAAUGAGAUUACACACGAGUCGGUCGCGAAGGUACUCAAAGCACAAUCGAAGGUCGUCGCAGCAGAGAUCCUUGCGCCUGCUCUCUCGGGCUCCUGCGCAUUGCUGUCCUUCUAUGACAGCCGCUCCAAAGAACUCCGUGUGGCAUGCACGGGGGACAGUCGGGCCGUACUCGGUCGGAGAGGCAGCAGCGGAAAGUGGACGGCCACCGCCCUUUCCGUUGACCAAACCGGCGGCACUCCUUCUGAAGACGCUCGACUCCGAGCCGAACACCCGGGCGAGCCGUAUGUCACCAUGAAUGGGCGCAUUCUGGGCGGUUUGGAGCCCAGUCGAGCUUUCGGAGACGCAAUCUACAAGUGGUCUGCAGAAACACAAGAAAAGAUGCGUAAGAGUUUCUUUGGCCGAAGUCCGUCUAAGCACCUGAAGACGCCGCCUUAUGUUACCGCAGAGCCUGUGGUUACCCGCACGCAAAUCGAGCCUGCCAAUGGAGACUUCGUCGUGAUGGCCACUGACGGUCUGUGGGAGAUGCUUACAAACGAGGAAGUCGUGGGCCUAGUCGGCCAGUGGCUGGAAAAGCAGGCUUCCAACGCUAGCGAAAGCAAGAGUGGCUGGCUGCAGUCGUGGUUCAGUAGCCAGAAGUCAUCACAGCUCCCUAUUGAGCACCACGACCAAGGUGACGAAAGCGGCCAGCGAGCCCCAGUCCGCCAGAAGCAGUGGGGUGUACCAUCUGGUCAAGACCAAAGAUUCGUGGUCGAGGAUAAGAACGCCGCUACGCAUCUCGUCCGCAACGCUCUUGGAGGGAAGGACAGAGACAUGCUCAGCGCGCUACUAACUUUGCCAUCCCCCUACAGCCGAAGGUAUCGCGACGACUUGACCGUGCAAGUCAUCUUCUUUGGCGAAGGACAAGGCAAUGGUCGCGUUGAACUUAACAAGGAAGCCAGCGCUACGGCAAAUGGAAAUGGGGCAAACAGCGUAAAAGCGAAACUUUGA
Lecanosticta acicola is the source of this 1713-nucleotide messenger RNA. The record is from the annotation of a GenBank genome assembly. NCBI's taxonomy places the organism in Eukaryota, Fungi, Ascomycota, Dothideomycetes, Mycosphaerellales, Mycosphaerellaceae.